AUGUUCAGUCACCGGGUGCUCCUCAUUGGUCUCUUGGCUUGCGCCAGGGCGACAGUUCAAGAGAUCACGACUACAUCAAUCGCCAGUGUCUUUCUGCCUAAUGCCGACCAAUUCGCGUAUGGUGUUAUGGGCUCAAUUGUUUCCGCCGACGCCAACAAGACAGCUAUUGUUCUUGGGUGCCCGCCCCAUUCGAAGACCGACUUUUGUCAAUACAUGUAUGGUGACACUGUCACAUAUGGUCCUACAACAUUCAGCUAUGAUGCACCGCUCUCUACAACGGAAUGGCCCAUUUCAGGUGCAACACACGUGGCGUCUUAUAAUCGAGCGUGUUCACUUGAUACCAAGGCCGAUAUUGCCUAUUGCACAGAAGAAAGGAUCUCGGGAUCCCCUGGAGAGGCGCAAUCAACACAUUACACGGGGACGACUUCGAGCUUUAGCGACCUGCGUACCAACGUAACCGUUACAGCUGGUUUCGAGAAAUUGGAGUCGUCCUCGGCCACUUCCCACCAAACGCCGACCCUGCCUACGACAACAUCUGGUGGAGACGACUAG
Molecule: messenger RNA, 552 nt
Organism: Clonostachys solani
Lineage: Eukaryota; Fungi; Ascomycota; Sordariomycetes; Hypocreales; Bionectriaceae
Source: the annotation of a GenBank genome assembly